AUGUCCGAGUGUUAUUACGACUACCACUCCGCGGCCCAACAUACUGACGCCACACCCCACAUCAACAUUGGGCGCGAGUUCCAGGCCCGCGUCAAAAAGUGGGCCGACCGGGAGAUCACCGACGAGGAGAGGGAGGCCAUCGAGGAACGCGAUGAGAUGGUUUUCGAUUCGACGCUCAUCGACCACCUAUCCCCGGAGCAAUUAAACGCGUACGAACUGCUCUCCUGCAGCCAAGCUGUGCCGAGGCCCGGUAGGAAUAAGGAAUUGGCCCUGCAACUCCUGAUGGAAAACAAGGGAAAUCUCGAGGCGGCCGUGAUGGAUUUUGUUACGUACAAACGCAAAAAAAUUUUAACGGCCAGUACCAGGAGUUUUAACUUCGCGAUCCGAAAUAGCCGCUCGGACACGCUGGACUGGGAGCAGUACCGUAGCAUCUACGACUCGUACUAUCCGGAUACGACACCGUGGAGUGCGGAAGAAAUUCUCUCGUUCCAAGAUGCGCUUUAUAAGACGGAAAAAGAUUUCCACCAAGUGGCGCAGGAGCUAACCAACAAAACGGUCCGUGAAUGCGUCGAAUUCUACUACACCUGGAAAAAAGCGUGCCCCGACGACUAUCGGAAACUACGGAAUUUGCGUCGAAAACGCCAGCUCUUGGAGAUUCAUCAGCAGAUGGAAACCGAGCGGGACCCAUGCCCGAUACCGGCAAAACAGAGGAAACUCUCGGAAGAUGAUACUGAGGGUGGAUCCGAGCAAAAUUCCUUCAUGCAACAAUCCCCAAGCAGCUCGAUGACGCCGAUCCGGAAAACGUCCGAUCUGGCGGCUCCGCAUGUCCCGAUGCAGCAAAUGCACAGCCCCUCGAUUCCCCAUCAUCACCACCCGGGUUCCAGCAAGCAGCCGAACACGCAGCCCUCAGCCCGACACGGUUCCGUGUCGUCCGGCUCGAAGAAGGGCGCCCAACCCUCAGCAGACGGCUUCUUCCACUGCCGGCUGUGUGACAAGUGCUUCGAGAAGGUAAAAUCGCUGAACGCCCACAUGAAGAGCCAUGCCAUGAAGGCGAGGGCAGAAGCCGAGGCUCAGGCCCAAGUACAGGCGCAGGCCGCCAGCAGCCCGCUGAAUUUGAAUGCGAUCGCCGCCCAGAAUCUGGCGACGCAGGCGAUCGAGCAGCAGCUCGGCUUCAACCCUGCGGCUUUUCAGCCCGGCGCCCUGAAUUUGCCCUUCUCGUCGAUUAUUCAU
Molecule: messenger RNA, 1230 nt
Organism: Mesorhabditis spiculigera
Lineage: Eukaryota; Metazoa; Nematoda; Chromadorea; Rhabditida; Rhabditidae
Source: the annotation of a GenBank genome assembly